Aspergillus caelatus is the source of this 1638-nucleotide messenger RNA. Its product is annotated as MDR family MFS transporter. Bases 1 to 1638 code for a protein of 545 amino acids. The record is from RefSeq and is a predicted model, not a curated record. Lineage: Eukaryota; Fungi; Ascomycota; Eurotiomycetes; Eurotiales; Aspergillaceae. The transcript has 2 exons. Gene Ontology annotation, molecular function: transmembrane transporter activity. Gene Ontology annotation, biological process: transmembrane transport.
AUGGCUCCUGACGAAUCUCAACUAGAGAAGGAGGAGUCCCAUUCGACUGGAACGCUCAGAGACUUACAGAACGGCGACAAGCAAGAAGACGAGCCUCAAUACCCCGGCCCAUUCACGCUAAUAAUCAUCGUCCUAAGCUUGAACCUUGCCAUGUUCCUCGUGGGACUCGACAACACCAUCAUUUCGAGCGCCAUCCCAAAGAUUACCGACCAAUUUCACGCUCUCGGCGACGUGGGCUGGUAUGCCAGCGCUUACCUCCUCACAAACUGCGCCUUCCAAUUGAUAUGGGGGAAACUAUUCACUUUUUACGUGAUCAAAUGGGUCUACCUCACGGCGUUGUUUAUCUUUGAACUGGGGUCUCUGAUCUGCGCCGUGGCCCCGAGCUCGACGGCGCUGAUUGUCGGCCGUGCCAUUGCAGGCAUCGGCGGCGGUGGUGUUGGUAACGGUUCCUUCCUGCUCAUCGCCCACUGUGUGCCUCCACGCCGACGUCCGGCGUUCAUCGGCAUGAUGGGUUCCAUGUAUGGCAUUGCGUCCAUCGCGGGUCCUCUGAUGGGUGGUGCAUUCACGGACAAUAUUUCCUGGAGAUGGUGUUUCUACAUUAACCUGCCUCUCGGCGUGCUUCCCGCUAUCAUCAUUACCUUUUUCAUCGCCCCGUUCCGCGGAAGCAAGAAAGGCGAGGUUGGUUUCCUGAACCAGCUCAAGCAGAUGGAUCUUCCAGGAACCGUAUGUCUUUUGCCCGGUGUCAUUUGCCUGCUGCUCGCGCUUCAGUGGGGCGGCUCUGUCUACCCCUGGAAGAAUGGCCGCAUCGUCGCUCUGUUUGUGCUUGCCGGUCUUCUCUUCAUUGCAUUCAUUGUCAUUCAGUGUAUCAGUGGAGAUCGUGCGACAGUGCCAGGCCGUGUCUUCAGCAACCGGAACGUCUGGGGAUCUGCUCUAUUUGGUUCCUGUGUGACCGCCGGCUUCUUCCUCUUACUAUACUAUAUCCCAAUCUGGCUUCAAGCCGUUAAAGGCGCCAGCGCCAUCAAGUCGGGGAUCAUGAAUCUCCCCAUGCUCCUAGGCAGCGUCAUCUUCUCCCUACUAGGCGGCGCCCUCACCUCCAUAAUCGGCUACUACAUGCCCUUCGCCUACCUCACCGUGAUCCUCAUGUCCAUCGGCAGCGGCCUCCUCUCCACCCUGCAAGUGGACUCCGGCCACGCCCAAUGGAUCGGCUACCAAUUCCUCGUCGGCGCCGGAGUGGGCAGCGGCCUACAGACGGCAUUUGCCGCGCCCCAAUGUGUCCUACCCCUCGAAGACAUCUCAAUCGGCACCGCCGUCGUCAUCUUCACGGAGAACCUGUCCGCCGCUGUCUUCGUCUCGGUAGCCCAAAACGUGUUCUCGAAUCAGCUGAGAACUAACCUCGCCACGUACGUGCCUGAGGCUGACGCGAGUGCUAUCUUGUCUGGUGGCGCUACCGAUAUCAAGAAUCUUGUGCCGCAAGACCUCUAUCAGGGUGUUUUGUUCGCCUAUAACAAGGCUCUGGAUCAGACGUUUUAUGUUGGGGUUGCUCUGUCUUGUUGUGCGGUUCUGGGUGUUUUGGGUAUGCAGUGGAUAUCGGUGAAGAAGCAGAAGAAGAAGAAGAAGGAUGAUAUAUCGUCUGAGUAG